AUGGCUGAAGUAGCCGGGCUGGUUGUUGGUGCCGUAGGCAUAGCUGCAGCUUUCAAGGGAGCUGUCGAAACAGGAAUUUUUGUUAGAUCCCUUUUUGAGGCGGAAGCAGCAGAUUGCAGCGAUCUCGGCCUUUACUACCCCAUUGAAAAGCAGCGACUCCGGCUUUGGGGAAAGCAGUGCAAAGUCAACGACCCUUCUAGCUGUAUUCUUCGCGACAAGACAAGUGAUAUCAAGGAUCUCAUAAUCCAAACCCUCGGACGUAUUAAGAAGCUCAGUGAAGAAGCAGAUGAUCUGGUCGAGAAAUAUAAUAUCGGCACUCCCAAAGUCCCGGGGUGUAUAGGUGAUCUUAAUGACAAUUUGCGCCCCGACGGCCCUGUGGUUCAUGAUAUUGCAAAGCUCUCGAAGGAAACAAAGCCGAUGAAAAGGAUAAGCUGGGUUGUCUUCGCCAAGGAUAACUUCAAGGAGAAGAUCGAGGCAAUUCGCCUUCACAUCACGCACUUGCAUCAAAUCACCCUUGAAUAUAGAGAAACCGAGCUGCUUGAAAACAGCCCCCCAGGCCGCGUCCUACCAUAUGUCAACAAUCACGAUGACCUAAGGACAUUAAGUGGACUUGGCCCUAUUGCCCACCAGCCGCUGGCUAUCUCAGCGCUAGCUAAGUUGUACCACCAAAUAACAGGCGUAGACUUACAUGGCUCUGCAACCCGGCUUACAAAGAAUGAUUUGAAGCUCACUGCCGAUGGGACAUUGAUUAAAGUUCGGGUUGAAUGGGUGACUUUGAGGAUUGGUCUUGACGCUGACGCACAAAAAUAUGUCGACCGUAUGAACUCACUGGGAUAUGUCCUAGAGAAGGCUAGUGUGCCAGCGUUGAGACUUGGAUAUGUGUUCGGACUUCCUCCCGAUGAGUCUCGCGAUGGCUACGAUAUUUAUUAUGAAAGAGAUCUUUACACGUAUCCUCCAAUCCAGCUUAGUAGACUGAUAAAAGACCGGAAAACCAAAAUACCGCUGCUAGGAGAUCGCUUUCAACUCGCGUACGUCCUGACCUGUGCGUUCAGCUGUUUUCACGCUGCAGGAUGGAUACAUAAAGGACUCCACACUGGAAGCAUCUACUUCUUCAAGGAGUGUAACGGAGAAAUCGACGGUGAAAGUUCAUUGGCGUACACCCCUCUCGAAAGAAGAGAAGUAGAACAUUAUUAUCACCCCGACGCGCACAAUGGCUUCACUAAAAAGAAAGACCUGUAUAGUCUAGGGGUUGUUCUGUGUGAGAUCGGACGUUGGGCCUUACUGGCUGAGCAGAAGAAAAAGCCCAAUGGCCGAAGCGAAUGGCGAAAUUUGAUGCUGGGGAAGCCCCUUGCCGAUCUUGGGUGGAGGAUGGGGGGCAAGUAUCAUAGUGCUGUGAGGGAGUUGCUUGAGUGUAGGUUCCCAGACGACGAUGCUCCUCAUGAUUACUUUGCGGAGCAGUUCCUGGAGAAGGUUAUGAAACCACUGAGUAGUUGUAGUGCUUAA
Molecule: messenger RNA, 1503 nt
Organism: Daldinia vernicosa
Lineage: Eukaryota; Fungi; Ascomycota; Sordariomycetes; Xylariales; Hypoxylaceae
Product: prion-inhibition and propagation-domain-containing protein
Exons: 4
Coding region: 1-1503 (500 amino acids)
Source: RefSeq, a predicted model, not a curated record